CACCACUACGGCAAAGGCAUACGCCAACUCUUUAAUGGGACCCCGGAGGCCAUUUCUAUCCAUUCUUGUCAGAAUCUUACGAUAUACAGCCAUGCCACAAUGGUUAUAAUUCAGUUCCUGUUGUUGCUGAGUUUCUUGGACCAAAGCAAGCAGGAUUAUCUGUCUCCGAGGCUUGCUAGGACUUCAGGGGCGCCUUGUGCCAGGGGCCAGGCGUGUGACCCAAGGCAGCGGAGAGAUGCUGGGGGACGCGGUGGAGUCUACGAGCACCUCGGAGGAGCACCAAGAUGCAGAAAACUUUACUGUGCAACUAAAUAUCAUUUGCAAAUACACCCAAGCGGGAAAAUAGACGGUUCUCUUGAGGAAAACAACCAAUUUAGCAUCAUGGAGAUCACAGCAGUGGAUGUUGGAGUGGUAGCGAUAAAGGGGAUAUUUUCCGGGAGGUAUCUGGCCAUGAAUGAUAAAGGACGUCUAUACGCCUCGGAUGUGUUCAACCAGGAGUGUGAGUUCCUGGAGCGGAUUCAUGAGCUGGGCUACAACACAUAUGCUUCACGACACCACUCCACCCUGCAGCCCCCUGCAGUGGGUGGCAGUGGCAAACGACGAGCCAGUGCCAAGCGGCAGUGGUAUGUGUCCAUCAAUGGGAAAGGCCGGCCAAGGAGGGGCUUUAAGACACGCAGCACUGACAAAGCCUCCCUUUUCCUGCCUCGAGUGCUAGGCAAUAAGGACCAUGAGAUGGUGCGAAAGCUCCGUGACAGCCAGAGGCCUCCAGCUGGACAGCAGAGUCCCACUAUGGGCCGGGCUGAGCACCGGAGACGGAGACACCGGGCCCGUGGCAGAAAGGGCAGAACCAAGAGGCCUGGUGACUGACUGACACUCGCCACUGCCUGAGCAGUGGGCCCUAUUUCUCCGCUGAGGAGCACCAGUUCACGGCACAUGAAAAUGACCAAAAACGGACUUACUGAAAUAUCUGUUUUUAGAAGGAGAAAAUUUCACUUGGAUCAGUCAGUGGCAGCAAGCUAUACUUCAUUGUACAAGCUCCCGCCAUAAUCCUUGCUUGAGAUACAUGCAACUCGAACCAUCCCCCACAACUAUUGCAAUACCAACACAAGAUUUGCCUGGGAAUUCGAGUCAGGCACAUACAUCUAAAGUUAAAUCUACCACUACACAAGUAUGAAAGGAUGAUAGGUUUGGUGUUUGUUUUGUACAUACACGUGUGAAUGUGACUAAAGUCAACACAGCUGGAUAUCUUCUUACUGUCGUAUUACCUGGAAGAAGACAAGUUAUUUUUGUGUUCUUGUGGAACUUUUUAAAGAUCAGAAUUAAAAAAUGUUUUUUUAAAUUUCACCUUUAUUUAACCAGGUAGGCUAGUUGAGAACAAGUUCUCAUUUGCAACUGCGACCUGGCCAAGAUAAAGCAUAGCAGUGUGAACAGACAACACAUAGUUACACAUGGAGUAAACAAUUAACAAGUCAAUAACACAGUAGAAAAGAAAGAGAGUCUAUAUACAUUGUGUGCAAAAUGCAUGUAUAUAUGUGUACAGUUAUUUUUCAUAUCCGUUACAUUUAUCAGCAGCUUUAAGUUCAAGUAAGAACUGGACAUCAUUCAAGUGCUUACAGAGACCAAGUAGGUGGUAUGCGCCAUCAUUCAAGUGCUUACAGAGACCAAGUAGGUGGUAUGCGCCAUCAUUCAAGUGCUUACAGAGACCAAGUAGGUGGUAUGCGCCAUCAUUCAAGUGCUUACAGAGACCAAGUAGGUGGUAUGCGCCAUCAUUCAAGUGCUUACAAUGUCCAAGUAGGUGGUAUGCUCCAUCAUUCAAGUGCUUACAGAGACCAAGUAGGUGGUAUGCUCCAUCAUUCAAGUGCUUACAGAGACCAAGUAGGUGGUAUGCUCCAUCAUUCAAGUGCUUACAGAUGCCAAGGAGGUGGUAUGCUCCAUCAUUCAAGUGCUUACAGAUGCCAAGGAGGUGGUAUGCUCCAUCAUUCAAGUGCUUACAAAUGCCAAGGAGGUGGUAUGCUCCAUCAUUCAAGUGCUUACAGAUGCCAAGGAGGUGGUAUGCUCCAUCAUUCAAGUGCUUACAGAUGCCAAGGAGGUGGUAUGCUCCAUCAUUCAAGUGCUUACAGAUGCCAAGGAGGUGGUAUGCUCCAUCAUUCAAGUGCUUACAGAUGCCAAGGAGGUGGUAUGCUCCAUCAUUCAAGUGCUUACAGAUGCCAAGGAGGUGGUAUGCUCCAUCAUUCAAGUGCUUACAGAUGCCAAGGAGGUGGUAUGCUCCAGAGAAACAGAAAUACAGCAAAGCACUUUUUCAAACUAACAUAAAAAAGAAAACAAAUAAAAACAUGGGAACACUAUUAUUUUGAAAUGUACUUAUGAUGUGAUAGUGUACUGUCUGUAAACUGCGAGAAGUACUUUGUAUAUUGCCAAUGAUAUGAAUAUUUAUUUGGUACCUGUGUUUUUUAAAUUAUUGAUGAGAUUGUUUCUACAUUUACCAAUGUUAUUAUUUUUUACUUUGUUUUAACCAACCAGGCGUACCCCUCACUCAAAUGUAUGGUAACAAGAGAUAUUGUCAAAACAAAUUGUCAAACAUUACUUCGUUUUGUUAAUUGGUGUAACUGGCUAGUGCAACUGAACAGACAAAAUACAUUACAUUUACUUAUCAAAUCCUCUUUUUCCAUUUUUGGGCAUGAGAUCACACUCAACUGACUCCAUUUUGUCCUGCCCAUGACCACGUUUUGUACUUCAACCCAUGUUGGGAUAAACUCAGUUUUGAGUUUUGACACCACUGUUCCUACACCAAUUAGGCCUAGCUUUGGCCUUCCAUGUUGCUCAUAGAUUGCCAUUCUGUUCAGAGCAUGGGGGACACAGCUUCGUUCCACUCUAUGUUAACACAAAUAUGUAAUUGUCAUGAUUUUCAUUUCACCACCAAUCAAUUAUUUUAUGGUGAAUGUUGAGUCAUGAGGCUAUAGUGAACACUGUAACAUGUAAACAAUAAACUAUUGAGUA
Messenger RNA from Oncorhynchus nerka (sockeye salmon), 2997 nucleotides. RefSeq names its product fibroblast growth factor 3-like. The record is from RefSeq and is a predicted model, not a curated record. Bases 100 to 867 code for a protein of 255 amino acids. The transcript has 3 exons. Gene Ontology annotation, cellular component: cytoplasm. NCBI's taxonomy places the organism in Eukaryota, Metazoa, Chordata, Actinopteri, Salmoniformes, Salmonidae. Gene Ontology annotation, biological process: positive regulation of protein phosphorylation; positive regulation of cell population proliferation; animal organ morphogenesis. Gene Ontology annotation, molecular function: growth factor activity; fibroblast growth factor receptor binding.